AUGAAAAAUAUGAUGUUACUUCUCUUGAAUUUACUUUUAGUAAGUUAUUCAGAGCUCCUACCAAAAGUAGAUUAAUGCACAUGCAAGCAAAUUCUUAGUUCUAAAGAUUGUACCUAAUUAACUAAGUGUUAAUGGAACACAGCAUCAGGUUCUUGUGAAGAUCGUAAAUCUACAGAUUUAGAAUCAUAUUGUUCAUUAAAUAGUUCUAAUUGUCCAAUAAAUGGUUGUGCUUUAUAAUAAGGAAUUUGUAAACCAUUUAGUGGAUGUUCUGUAUAUUAAGGAAAAACGCAUGAAGAAUGUUAAAAGAUUUCUCGUUUAUGUACAACAAAUGGAGAACAUUGUAUUAAUAUUGAUUUGUUAUGUGAUAAUUUUAAUGAUAAUUAAUUGGGUUGUGUAGUAGAUUUGGAUGGAUAUCCAUGUUAUUGGAAUAAUGAUAACAAGAAAUGUUAUUAAGUUUAAAAUUGUAAUGAAUUACCAUCAUCUUAUACAACUCAUUAAACUUGUUAUGAAGCUGGAUAGAUUAAGAUGUUAAAAUGUACAGCUAAAGAAGGAGGAGGUUGUAUGGAUAUAACAAGUGAUUGUGCCAGUUUAUAAAAAUUAGGAUGUGUAUAAAAUUAAUUAGGUAAAGAUUGUUUUUGGGAUGGAUCUUCAUGUAAAGAUAAAACUUGUACAAAUGCUCCUAAUUCUUAUACAACACAUGAAUAAUGUUAAAAGUAUUUAAAUACUUGUUCUCUUAAUAAUGAUCAAAAAGGAUGUAUGGAUAUGCCAAAUUCAUGUGAUAGUUAUAUAAAUGAAUCAUAAUGUAUUUAAGUUUAAGGAACUUAAUGUUUUUGGUUCUCAAUUACUUGUAAGGAUGGUGAUACUAAUUGUUAACCUAAAGCUGAAUGCAAAUCUUGGACUUGUGAAAAUGCUUAUUCUACUUAUAAUAAUGAUAUUUAAUGUAGAUAAUUUAAAAGUGAAUGUACAGUUAAUAAUACAAAUAAUGGUUGUAUUAAGAGAUUGGAAUCAUGUUAUGAAUAUACAACUCAAAAUUAAUGUGUAAGUGUAUUAAAUGAUUAAUAAAAUUGUUAUUGGAAUGGUAGUAAAUGUGUUGAUAAAACUUGUAUCAAUGCUGUAUUAAAUAAAUAUGAUUAAGUAUCAUGUAGUAGAUAUAUGUCAUAAUGUACAGUAUUUAAUAAUAAAUGUACUUAAAAAACUUGUAGUACAUAUUUAAGUGAAAAAUAAUGUAGUAAUGAUUAUUAAAAUAAUAAAUGUGCUUGGAGUGGAACUUGUACAUUAAAAACAUGUGAAAAUGCAAGUGAUGAAUUAACAUCACAUAAAGAUUGUUAAUAAUGGUUAAAUAGUUGUACAGUUUAAUCUGAUCUUAAAGGAUGUCAAAAUUUAGAAUAAGUUUGUAGUGCUUACAAAAUCUAAGAUUAAUGUUAUUUAGCAGGUAAUACUAAAUAUACAUGUUUAUGGAUCAAUGGACAAUGUGUUUAAAAAAGUUGUUCUACUGCUAGUCUUUAUAUUUAUACAGAUGAAGAAUGUAAUAGUUAUUUAAGUGGAUGUAUGAUAAGUGAUUAAAAAAGUGGUUGUGUAUCUCGUAAAGCUACUUGUAUAGAAUUAUAAGAACAUUAAUGUUCAAUAACUAAUUCAGGAUCAUAUUGUUUUUGGAAUGGAUUAUAAUGUGUAGCAAGACAAUGUACAUAAGUUGUUUAUAAUACAUUUAAAGCAUGUAAUACAUUUUUAUCAACUUGUACUGCUAAUUAUGAUGGUACUCAAUAUAAUGGAUGUGUAAAUAAAUAAAAUAAAUGUAAUUAAUAUAAUAAUGAAUUCAUGUGUAUUGAAAGUUUAUCUGAAGGCAAAUGUAUAUGGAAUAAAAAAGCUACACCUAAUGCUUGUGAAGUUAGAUCCUGUUAAAAUUCUGAUCAAACUACAAGUGAUGAAGCAUGCAAUAACUUUUUGAAUACUUGUACUGUUAAUUCUGCAAGAACUGGAUGUAUUGAACGAUAUUCAAAAUGUAGUGAAUAUGCAAAUGAAAUUAAUUGUAAAUAUACUAAAUCAGGUGGUGAAUGCAUCUGGUAUAAUAAUGUCUGUACAGAUAGAACUUGUGAUAAAGCUGAUAAAACUUAUACUUCUCAUAAUGAAUGUUAAUCUUAUAGUAAGAAUUGUACUACUAAUGGAAAGGGAUGCAUUAAAAUUGAUUAAUGUUCUUAAUAUACUACUAAAUCAGGAUGUAUUAUUGAUAAUAAUAAUUAAUUAUGUACAUUCUAACCUAGUUGCAAUCUACAAUAAUGUAGUGAUGCUCCCUAAUCCUAUUCAACAGAUGAAUAAUGUAAAAAAUAUAAAAAAGAGUGUACAACUAAUGGAAAUGGUUGUGUUUUGAGAACUGAAUGUUCAGAUACUUAUAUUGAAUAGGCAUGUGUUACUGAUUCUAAUGGUAAUAAAUGUACAUGGAUUAAUAAUAAAUGUGUUGCUUAUAGUUGUUCAAGUGCUCCCAGUAAGUAUGUUACUGAAAUAGAGUGUUAAUUACAUAAACCAGGAUGUACAGUAAAUUAAUCUGGAGGUUGUACAAAUAAAGGUCUAUGCAAAGAUGCUAAAAUUUAAUAAGCUUGUACAACAGAUAAAUAUGGUAAUUAAUGUAGAUUCUCAAAGGAUGGAUGUAGAGAUAUUAUUUGUUCAGAUGUUGCAUAUACAAAUCACUAUGAUUGUGCUAAAUUCAAUUCUUAAUGCACAUCUAAUGGAUUAACUUGCAUUACUCAAGCAAAGUGUGAUACCAAAAUAUAAAGUGGAUGCUUUUUAGGUUCAGAUGGACCAUGUUUAUGGGUGAAAAAUGGAUGUUAUCAAUAUUCAUCUUGUACAUCACUUUAAUUCUAGACUCAUGAAUAAUGUUAUGAAUUCAGUAAUGAAUGCACAACUGAUGGAUUUACUUGUAUACCAAUUGAUAAAUGUGAAAAAUUACCUGCUUAAGGGUGUAUUUAAGGAACAGAUGGUAAAUGUGUCUAUUUAUCUGAUAAGAAUAAAUGUGUAGUAUUUAAAACUUGUAAUUCAAUAGAAUAUACUACUCAUUAAGAUUGUUAAAAUGUAAAUAAGACAUGCACAACAGAUGAAACUAAAUGUAUUGAAUUAUAAGAUUGUUCAUCAUAUACUAAAUAGUCUAAUUGUUAAUUAAAUAGUGAUUAAUAAAAAUGUUAUUAUGAUGAAAAAGAAAAGAAAUGCUUAGAUUUAUAAUGUUCCCAUAUAUAAUUUACAACUCAUGAAGAAUGUAAUACUGCUUUAAAAACUUGUACUACAAAUACCACAAAAUGCAUUUCAAUUGAUAAAUGUGAAAAUUAUAGUAAAGAAUAUUGUAAUAUUGCUCUUGGUUCUGAUGGUAAAUGCAAAUAUGAUCCAACAGAUAAUAAAUGUCGUUUAAUUAAAUGUACUGAAUUAGUAGAUAAUUGUACUUAGAUUAGUAAAUGUGUAGAUAGUGGAAUUGGAUGUGUUGAAUAAUUCACAUGUGAUAAAUAUGAAACUGAAAAAGGAUGUAAAUAAGGUGGUAGUGAUGGAUAUUGUGUAUGGUAUUUAGAUAAUGGAGAAGGAAAAUGUAAAAUCAUGAGUGCUUGUUCAGAUGCUUCAACAAAUAAAGAGGCAUGUUAAUCAAAAUCAUGGACUUGUUAAUGGACUGAAACUGCUACCAAAACCACAUGUGCCUAACAUACAUGUUCAUCAAAAUCAAAAGAAACUGGAUUAUGUUUACCUAUCUUAGAUUUCUUUUAAAAGAAUUAUGAAUUGUGUGCAUUAUCUAGUGAAUAGUGUAUUUCAGCAUAGAAAUCUUCUUUAGGGGCAUAAACUUGCUUUUAAUCUACUGCUUAUACAUACACAUGGGAUUCUGCCAAUUCUUUCUGUUUGUAAUGUGGAACAAUAUAUACAAAUACAAACAAUCAGACAAACAAUUCCAACAAUUCAAAUACAAAUGAUACAGAUACUGACAACUAAGUUCAAAUCUUAUUCCCUAUGUUAAGUCUGAUUAUUAGUAUAUAUAUAUGA
Paramecium pentaurelia is the source of this 4008-nucleotide messenger RNA. Lineage: Eukaryota; Ciliophora; Oligohymenophorea; Peniculida; Parameciidae. The record is from the annotation of a GenBank genome assembly.